AUGGCGAAGACCUACGAUUACCUGUUCAAGCUGCUGCUGAUCGGGGACUCGGGGGUGGGGAAGACCUGUGUCCUGUUCCGCUUCUCCGAGGACGCCUUCAACUCCACUUUCAUCUCCACCAUAGGAAUUGACUUUAAAAUUAGGACCAUAGAGCUCGAUGGCAAGAGGAUUAAGCUACAGAUAUGGGACACAGCUGGUCAGGAGCGGUUUCGGACGAUCACAACGGCCUACUACAGGGGUGCAAUGGGCAUCAUGCUGGUCUACGACAUCACCAACGAGAAGUCCUUUGAUAACAUCCGGAACUGGAUUCGGAACAUUGAAGAGCACGCCUCUGCAGAUGUCGAAAAGAUGAUCCUUGGGAACAAGUGUGACGUGAACGACAAGAGACAAGUUUCCAAGGAGCGGGGAGAAAAGCUGGCCCUGGACUAUGGAAUCAAGUUCAUGGAGACAAGCGCAAAGGCCAACAUCAACGUGGAGAACGCAUUUUACACUCUCGCCAGAGACAUCAAGGCAAAAAUGGAUAAAAAAUUGGAAGGCAACAGCCCCCAGGGGAGCAACCAAGGAGUCAAAAUCACCCCAGACCAGCAGAAGAGGAGCAGCUUCUUCCGAUGUGUUCUUCUGUGA
Capra hircus (goat) is the source of this 624-nucleotide messenger RNA. It is a transcript of the gene RAB8A, whose product is annotated as RAB8A, member RAS oncogene family. Gene Ontology annotation, biological process: cellular response to insulin stimulus; neurotransmitter receptor transport to postsynaptic membrane; protein localization to plasma membrane. The transcript has 8 exons. The coding region runs from base 1 to 624 and encodes 207 amino acids. NCBI's taxonomy places the organism in Eukaryota, Metazoa, Chordata, Mammalia, Artiodactyla, Bovidae. Gene Ontology annotation, molecular function: GTPase activity; GTP binding. Gene Ontology annotation, cellular component: dendritic spine; plasma membrane; synaptic vesicle. The record is from RefSeq and is marked provisional.